AAAGUGCUAUGUGCGUGACACAAAUCCACCAGUAGUGGUCAGACCAAGGCCCCAAGUUUAGCAUACUGAUAUCAACUGGUUUUCCGACAGAUUCACCAUGAGACUCCGAGUAAGUGGCCAGAUAUAUACAUGUUUGAGACGCCGAUACACCACAGUCACAGGCUCAGCCGCACAGGUGCAGCAGCCACUCAACUAUGUCAACGGUCAGCGUGAUCAACCCCAAGGACGAGACCAAGCCAGCAGAUUUGAUCUUAUAAAUCCUGCUACAGGGGAAGUUCUGCGGCAGGUACAGAAUUCUGGAGUGGAGGAAGUAGAUGGCGCUAUCAGAGCAGCUCAACAGGCACUUCCGUCCUGGUCCCGACAGUCAGGGUUUGACAGGGGCCAGGUCUUGAGAAAGGCGGCACAGCUGAUUAGGGAGAGGUGUGAGGAACUGGCACGGACAGAGGUGUUGGACACAGGGAAGCCGAUCUGGGAGGCUCGCUAUGACAUUCAGGGGUGUGCCGACACCAUCGACUACUACGGGGGGCUUGCAGCAGCAAUAACAGGCGAGUUCACUCAGCUGGCAGGGGGGUCAUUUGCCUACACAAUCCGUGAAGCCUUGGGAGUGGUAGGGGCUAUAGGGGCGUGGAACUACCCCUUCCAGAUGGCGGCCUGGAAGUCCUCUCCUGCACUAGCAUGCGGCAACACCGUCGUCUUCAAACCCUCGCCAUUCACACCGCUAACAGCCGUUAUGUUGGGGGAGAUAUACAGAGAGGCAGGGCUGCUGGAUGGAGGUUAUAAUGUUAUUCAGGGUGAAGGGGAGACUGGACAGUUACUGUGUCGGCAUCCAGGAGUGGCCAAGAUGUCCUUCACAGGGAGCGUCCCCACAGGAUCCCGCAUUAUGGAAGCAUGUGCCCAGGACAUCAAGUAUGUUACACUGGAGCUGGGAGGAAAGUCUCCUCUCAUCAUCUUCUCAGAUGCGGACAUAGACAAUGCUGUGAAAGGGGCGAUGUUAGCCAACUUCAGCAACCAGGGCCAGGUGUGCUCCAACGGAACACGAGUGUUUGUCCAGAAGGAUGUUGCCCAACAGUUCCUGGAGAAACUGGUGGAGCGCACACGAAAGAUGAAGAUUGGUGAUCCAAAUGCAGAAGACACGACAGUGGGAGCCACCAUCAGCAGCAGUCAAGCAGACAAGGUCAUGGCGUACGUUGAGGGGGCGAAGAAAGAGGGUGCUACUGUGGUGUAUGGCGGAGAACGUGUGUCUGUAUCUGACCCGUGGCUCGCCGGUGGGCACUAUCUGUCUCCCUGCAUACUGGCAGACUGCCACGACGACAUGACUGUAGUUCGUGAGGAAGUGUUCGGUAGUGUCAUGUCGGUGUUGACCUUUGACACAGAAGAGGAAGUGUUGAGGCGAGCCAAUGACACAGAGUUUGGCCUUGCUGGAGGCGUGUUUACCAGGGACCUAAGUCGGGCCCACCGUGUGGCAGCGGGGAUGGAGGCAGGGUCUCUCUACGUCAACAACUACAACAUCUACCCCGUCGGGGUCCCCUUUGGAGGAUACAAGAAAUCAGGAAUUGGGCGGGAAAAUGGCCGGGACACCUUGGACUAUUAUAGUCAGAUCAAGUCUGUGUAUGUGGAGAUGAAUGAUGUGGAUUGUCCAUACUGAGUAUGUGGUCAGUUGGUCACUAGCAGGGACGUAGCUACCAUUAUAAAAAAAGCCCGGGCUUACACAUGAUUGCUGCUGAAAAGGUUGGGCAAGCCCUCAAUACUAUCCAAAUAUAAAGCUUUGCAACCUAUCGGGCUUACACGAAAAAAUUGGCUUGCUAUGCGCCUGAAUAGGUCAACCUGGUUGGUCGUGAAGUCGAGAUGUUUGGCUUCAAGGUCUAGACAGCUGGUUCAGUGUCUACCCAGUAGAUCUCGAAGUCAAGCCUGUUGGUCUAACAUUUAACCAGUUGAUCUAGAGGUUGGAUUUUAGCUCUAAUAGAUUUGUCUUGAGGUCAGGCCAGUUUUAUCUCAAGGUCUAACUAGGUGAUCUUGAGGUCAAGACAGUUAUUCUGUGCCUAACCAGCUGGUUGGUUGUUAGGUCUAAUAGAUUGAUCUUGAGGUUUAAUCGGUUGGUCUCAAGGUCUAAGCAGUUGGUCUUGAGAUCUAGUUGGUUGGUCCUGAGGUCAAACCAGUUGAUCUCGAGGUCUGAAUUUGGUCUCCAGAUCUGGCCAGCUGGUUUGAAGGUCUAGCUGGUUGUCAGGAAACUUUAACAGCAGGCUAUAGCUGUGGACAUUGAUUUGAGUCUUGAAGAGACUGUGACCUCCAAAAGCGGUGACCAUAUGUCAGCAUAUAUAUAAUCAGUGCCCUUGUGCCUUUCUCAUGUAUUUUGGCCAUCAAUUACAUUGUGAUCUGGAUCUGGAGUGCAUCAUCACAUAUCACAUUCACCUUAACUACGAUUGUGAAUUUAGAACUUUAUCCAAGAUGCCAUUUUCAUAGACUACCUAUUUUUUAUUAAGCACAAAUUUUGCAGACAUUGUUGUCGACAAGAUCUUUGUUAUCUCAUCACAGAAUAUAUAUGUGAAGGUCCUGGUGUUCCUAUUUGUUGGGGAGGCUUCAGGAAGAGUUGAGAAGAUCUGUACCAAGCCAGACCCUUCCACAAUGUUCCAUGCAGGGUUUUAGAAACAAAUUACAAAUGGAUGUAGAUAUUUAUAAUUAUGAUGCACAAGUGGUUAUAAUAUUUGAAUACAUAUGAAUGACAAGUGACAUUCUUCGGAUAUCAAUGGUUGGAUACUGACCUACUUUCAGUGAAGAGCAUGUGCCAUUUGUUGUUACAUUGAAUUCCACCUAGGGACGUCAUACAUGCGGAGAUGCCAACCUCUACGAUUUUAUCGAAGUCGCUACGAAUUUUAGCCUCAAACUACGCCAAUACGAUUCCACUACUCAUUCUACGAAACUUGACAAAAAUUCAUUAACAUUCGGAUAUAUAGACAAAAACAUAUAUUUUCAUGGAUUAAAUAUUUUCGUUGAUUAGAUACAUUUUCGCCAAAAAGAGACGACAAUAAGAAACGUAAUGCUGAUAAUUUGGAAUGUAUGUGGAGGUAAUGUUGGAGGUAUGUGAAAUUAAAGCUUCACUCUUGAUUAGUGUCAUAUUAUCUUUCUCUGAGUCCAUAAUGAUUUUUAGUAUUUAGUUGACUACUCAUUUUAUGGUCAAACUACUAAUUUUGAUCCUUGAAACUACUAUUUGCAACACUUUGUGGUUGGCAUCUCUGUACAUGAGUUGUGUUGUACAUGACCCCCUGGAAUGUUUCUGAAACGUUGUCACUGAUAUCCAAAGUAAAAAGUCUCAAUUUUAUAUAUUUAAAAAUGUAUGUUUGUGGUAACUCAGGAAGUGUUCACUUUGGAAGGAUGAAAUUAAUAUCAUCAUUCAGAUGGGGAUGUUUGAGUGACCAUCUUUGAAGGUCAAGUAAUUCCGUUUCUUUGUAUACUGGACCAAUAUUCAUAUGUUAAGUGUUUGUAUGACAAAAUUCAUGGAUAAGGUAAUUUGAUUGAGGUGCAUUUGUAGACAAGUUGCCAAACAAAAAGUGAUGUCAUCUAUAUUUGUUAUAAAGGUACUUGGUAUCUGCAUGCACAGUUUGGAUGCAUUCAGGAAAAGAUUAGGGAAGGUGAUGCUGUUCUUCAUAGCAACACAUUACUGAAAUACAUUAAGCCCUCCAAUGUGAGGUGUCAUGGUUAAGUGCGUGUGUUACAUGUGUGGCUGAAGGAUGUAUCUGUAUGGUGAGUAGGGUAUGUUUAGGUAUUACCAAAUACAUUUAUCUAUAUAUAUUCAGAGACAUUGUUGCUAUAGAUGGGAUGUGGAUUUCUGUGAUUUACAUUUUUAUACAAUCAUUUUGUUUUGUUUGUAAAGAUUCUAAUUUGUUUGGUUUUGUCACAAAUAUACAGACAUUAUAAACUUAUAAUCAGAACACUUGAAGUUAAAUUUUCCCCAAAAGGAAUACCCUCAUUUUUGAGGGUUUACAAAACAUUUGCUUUCUUGGAUGUAUUUUUUUCAUAGCAGUGCAGCAGAGGAGAUAUGUCUGUAUCUUGACGACCAAUGGCAUUGAAAAGUAUUUUGUUUAUACAUUUCUUGGUCUUGACAGGGAUGAAUGAAUUCUCAGAAUGUUUUCUUGAAAUCCAUACAGCUUGCUGAUGUACCCUGCAUCUAAGAAGUGCUCACUGUUUUACAGUGGCAAAGAUGUUGAGCACACACUUUAUAUAUGGUUAUUAAUAAAUGUACUUCUCUACACUAUAAUAAAGUUGUUUUCAACAAUA
Messenger RNA from Haliotis rubra (blacklip abalone), 4272 nucleotides. Its product is annotated as 4-trimethylaminobutyraldehyde dehydrogenase-like. Bases 98 to 1645 code for a protein of 515 amino acids. The transcript has 10 exons. Gene Ontology annotation, molecular function: 4-trimethylammoniobutyraldehyde dehydrogenase (NAD+) activity; aminobutyraldehyde dehydrogenase (NAD+) activity. NCBI's taxonomy places the organism in Eukaryota, Metazoa, Mollusca, Gastropoda, Lepetellida, Haliotidae. The record is from RefSeq and is a predicted model, not a curated record.